Trichoderma citrinoviride is the source of this 1539-nucleotide messenger RNA. RefSeq lists its product as hypothetical. Lineage: Eukaryota; Fungi; Ascomycota; Sordariomycetes; Hypocreales; Hypocreaceae. The coding region runs from base 1 to 1539 and encodes 512 amino acids. The transcript has 4 exons. The record is from RefSeq and is a predicted model, not a curated record.
AUGAACGCACCGCCCACCUUCUCCUUUGUGAGCUACGACAACCACAGAGUUCCCCAGGAUCCCAAGUUGCGCACCUUGAUCCGCCGACAUGCCAUGCGAGAUGUGGCAACUACCAGGAAACAAAGGGGGAACUAUCGCGGCAAUGUCAUCCAGUAUCCCGAAUCAGCCCUGGCUGGAGAAGAAGAAACGAUGCCAUUUCAUGAACAUGAACAGAUCAAUAAGCACCAACUUGCUUGUCUUCAUACGAUAUUCGUGGAUAGCCUGGAACAACAGAUGAACACGAGAUUCCCCAUCCUGGAACUUAUCGCGCCAUUGACAAGCCUGCAUCUCGGCUUCGCCACCAUCUCCUGCUUCACUUCUGAAGCCGGGAAGACUGGCGAUAUUCUCUCUGCAUUUCCACUGUCCCAUUUACAGAGUCGACGGCUUCUGUCCUACUUGCCUAGUCGAUACGGAAAAGUCUCUGCGUUGACUUAUACCGUCGACUGCCUUGUGGCGAGACUCGAUCAGAUUACCCGGGUCUCCUUUGCAUCUUGUGCCUCUGAAGAAGAAAAUCGCACAGUCUUUUGCCAUUACGCAAAGGCUCUCAAGGAGAUACAGAGGGCAAUCGAUGAUGAGGCCCUCCGUAUGUCUCAAGAGACAUUGUACGCCACAGAGCUGCUAGGAAUAUUUGAGCUUCUGAAUCCUCAACCGGAGAUGAAAUCUUGGAUAUACCAUGCGGGAGGCGCUGCCCGGCUGAUUCAGCUCCGUGGCCCCGAUAGGUUCCAGUCAGACUUUGAGUUGGCCUUAUUCAUGGCACACAUUGGCCCAAUAGUCACCGAAGCCUUCCUAAACAACAAGAGCUGUUUCCUCACUGAAGAACCAUGGAAAAAACUUCUUCAUACCGCCAUUUGCAACGACCCUUCAAUACCGUCAGAACAGAGUGAGCUUAUAUACGAGUUAUGGAGUAGUCUGAUAUACGGGCCAAACAUCUUCAAAACUGUCACCGACCUCGUCCUGGCUCCCGUGGAACCCCCGCCGUCCGUCAUAGAGUUGACAAUCAGGCGUAUUCAAAGGGAUCUGGAUCACUUGACUAUGUGGGAAGGGUUGCUUCAUGAUCAACAGUCUGCAACAGAACGAAUCUGCCCAAAGGGUCAGAAACCGAAUAAACCUUCCGAUUGGGGCUCUUCAAGGAGAUACAUGCCGUGGCAGAUAUUACGGGGCACUUAUACCAUGUGCAGCAUACUAAAAAGGCGGCUCUUGACUUCUCUUGCGCCUUCUCAGUACCCUCACAUGGAGGAAGAGUGCCAAGCCUUGGCUGAAACGGCUAUGGGAUUGGGUCACAAUGUAUUCAACGCAAGCAAGGAGAAUCGCCUUCCGUGCGGACUGUUCACGGCGCAAACCGUCUGGGUGGCGAAAGCGGUUAUUAACACGAAGGGCGUAUGGAGCGAAAGCAAAGCAGUUAUAGACAAAGUUGAGGUACUUGGAGGCUAUGAGAGGACAAUGAUUGACAAGUGGAAGUUUAGGAUGUGGUGUCAAGGGCUUGGGAGAAAAGAAGUAUAA